AAAUAACAGUUUCUCGAAGACUGUUCUGUCAUGAGAAAUUAAAUAGUCGUAAAGGCAACUGAACUAAUUAUUUUCAAUUUGUUAAUCAUCACAAUUUGGCUAUUUAGAUACGAAAUAAAACUUAGUUACCGACAUUCAUUCUUUGGUCUAUGAACGUGAAACAUAACCUAUGUUUGUGCUUUGUUGAUAAAAGUGAGUAGAGUUUAUCCGAGUUUUCAAAUUAAUUCAGCAUGUCUGACGAGGAGGUGAUAAGAAGACGACUUUUGAUCGAUGGUGAUGGAACUGGAGAUGAUAGACGGUUAAACGUCAUCUUGAAAAAUUUAACUAAAUGGGCACAUUCUCCUGAACCUAUCGAUAAUCAAAUUGCUCUUGAUCGAACUUUGUGGCAAUUAGGACUAUGUGAAUUUUCCGUCAAACGUUCUAAAAUAUUGAGGAAAACAUCAACUAAACAAUUGAUGAAAUACAGUCAAAUUCAGGAAAAGUUGGAAAUGGAAAUAGGAAAAACCAAAGAUUCAAUUGAAGAGAGCAAAAAUAAUUUGAAGCAGGCGAAAAUAUGGAAGCAAAAUCAUGUAAUGUAUGAUUUACUUGCCAAUACAAUUGUAGGGCAUCCGGCCAGAAAAGAAACAAAUAAAAUGCUCAAUAAUCUACAAACAGAACUGAAGAACUUGAAAGAACAAAGCAAAUCCCUUGAGAUGAAACUUGACUUACGAAAGAAACAGUUUCAUGUUUUAGUCACAAGUGCCAAUCAACUGAGAGCGAUGCUUGACGAAGUUGAAAAUGAAGAUUCCAAUAUAAGUAUGUCAUUAAUAGAUAUCACAAAUAGUCCGGAACCUGAACCAAUGUCAGAGUGAAGAUUUAAAUAAUUAUUAGGAGAAUUAUAAUAAUGAAAAAUAUUCAUUUGUAUGUAUUUACACAUAUUCUGAAAGUUAAUUUGAAUUUCUUUUAAAAAAAUUUGUUAUUUUUGUUUGUAGGAAUAAUUUUUUUACGAAUCCACUUCAUUAAUAAAUAUUUUUGUAUGGGUAUUCAUUUGGAUUUGAAGAUGAGAAUAAUUUUAUGACGAAUGUAUUGAUCGGUUUCUCUUUCAAAUGUGGAACAAUUAAAAAUGUAUAAAUUACUAAAAA
Messenger RNA from Harmonia axyridis, 1121 nucleotides. It is a transcript of the gene thoc7, whose product is annotated as THO complex subunit 7 homolog. Lineage: Eukaryota; Metazoa; Arthropoda; Insecta; Coleoptera; Coccinellidae. The transcript is spliced from 2 exons. Bases 231 to 851 code for a protein of 206 amino acids. The record is from RefSeq and is a predicted model, not a curated record. Gene Ontology annotation, cellular component: THO complex part of transcription export complex. Gene Ontology annotation, biological process: mRNA processing.